Sclerotinia sclerotiorum 1980 UF-70 is the source of this 933-nucleotide messenger RNA. RefSeq lists its product as hypothetical. The transcript is spliced from 2 exons. The record is from RefSeq and is a predicted model, not a curated record. Lineage: Eukaryota; Fungi; Ascomycota; Leotiomycetes; Helotiales; Sclerotiniaceae. The coding region runs from base 1 to 933 and encodes 310 amino acids.
AUGUCAUCACCCACACCCCUUGGUCCUGCGGCCUCCAAGGGUCUCACAAAAGAACAGCUCGACACCUUUAACAAAGAUGGCUAUUCAAUAAUUCCAGGCGCCCUUUCCCCAGAAACAGUUUCUUCCCUUCUCUCUGAAACGCAUUCUAUGUUGAACAAUUUCUCAUUGGAAGAUCAUCCUAUGACGAAAUUUAGUACUGGAGAGGGUGAGGAGGUCGAACAUGUAGGGGAUAGCUAUUUUUUGGAGAGUGGUGAUAAGAUACGGUUUUUCUUUGAAGAGGACGCCCUCUCUCUAAAAGGCGAACUCCUAAAACCCAAACACCUCUCCAUAAACAAAAUCGGACACGCCCUACACACUCUCUCACCCCCUUUCGCCGCACUCCUCUCACCCCAAUCAACACACUCACCCUCCCUAAUUGCCAAAUCCCUCGGAUUCCAACAACCCCAAUGUCUUCAAUCAAUGAUAAUCUGCAAGAACCCUGAGAUCGGGGGUGCGGUCCCAGCACAUCAAGACAGCACAUUUUUAUACACCGAUCCACCCAGCGCAGUAGGUUUCUGGUACGCGCUCGAAGAUGCCACGAAGGAAAAUGGAUGUUUGAGUUUUUGGCCUGGGAGUCAUAGGUGGGAGGGGGUGGGGAAGAGGUUUGUGAGGAAGAGUGGGGGAGGGGGAACAGAGUUUGUGGGGAAUGACGGGGAGAGGUUCCCGAGGAGGUUGGAGAGGAGGGAGAAAGGGGACCAGGAGGAGAAUUAUGUGUUGGGUGAAGUUAAGGCGGGGGAUUUGGUGCUUAUUCAUGGGAAUUUGUUGCAUAAGAGUGAGAGGAAUACGAGUCAGAAGGGCAGGAUUAUUUACACGUUUCAUGUUAUUGAGGGGGAGGCGGUUUAUGAUGAAAGAAAUUGGUUACAGCCUCCAGAGGGGGGAUUUACUAGGUUGUAG